Messenger RNA from Dictyostelium discoideum AX4, 3773 nucleotides. RefSeq lists its product as hypothetical. The record is from RefSeq and is a predicted model, not a curated record. Lineage: Eukaryota; Evosea; Eumycetozoa; Dictyosteliales; Dictyosteliaceae. The annotation marks the transcript as partial. The transcript has a single exon.
AACAACAACAACAACAACAACAACAACAACAACAACAACAACAACAACAACAACAACAACAACAACAACAACAACAACAACCACCGACCCCACAACAAGCUCAACUUCAGCAAAUUCAACCCCAACAAGUUCAGCAAACCCAACAAGGUCAACAACAACAGCAACAGCCAUUUAACCAAACACUACAACAAAUCCAAUACCUUAAGCAACUUCAACAACAUCUCGUUCAAACCCUUCAACAAAAUAUCAAAAAUUUUUCACCACAACAACAGGCUCAAAUAACACAACAACAUCAACUUGUAAGUAACCAAUUACAACAAUUACAAAUACAACAUUUACAACAACAACAACAACAACAACAAUAUCAACAAAACCCACAACAACCAUCUACACCACAACAACAACCUACACCACAACAACAACCUACACCACAACAACAACCUACACCUCAAAUGAAUUCACCAAAUGUACAACAAAGUCAAACACCACAGCAAUUGUCUUAUCAACAUCAAUUGCAAAUGCAAUUACAGCAACAACAACAAUUAAAUCAAAACCAAAACCAAAACCAAAACCAAAACCAAAACCAAAACCAAAACCAAAACCAAUUUAACCAAAACAAUAGCCAAAACCAAAACAAUAACCAAAACAAUAACCAAAACCAAAACCAAAACCAAAACCAAAACCAAAACCAAAACCAAAACCAAAACCAAAACCAAAACCAAAACCAAAACCAAAACCAAAACCAAAACCAAAACCAAAACCAAAACCAAAACCAAAACCAAAAUCAAAACUUAAACCAAGUACAAAAUCAAAAUCAAAACCAAAAUCAAGUACAAAAUCAAAAUCAAGGUCAAAACCAAAAUCAAAAUCAAGGUCAAACACCACAACAAAUUUAUCAACAAAUCUUAUCACAACCAAUUCAUCAAAGAAUUCCAAAUUUAAUUGAUUUCCAUAGUCAACAAAUGCAACAAUGCUCUGCUAAAUAUGUACAAUAUCAACAACAAUUUUCUGGAUAUCAAAAUCAACUUCAACAAAAUCCAACUUUACAAUCAACUAAUCCACAACAAUUUGCAAAUAUUCAACAUACGAUGCACCAAUGUCAACAAAAUAUGGCUAAACUUAAAUCUCAUCAUACUCAAAAUCAACAACAUGUAAUUCAAUUACAACAACAAUUAUUGCAAUUACAACAACAAGGUCAACAAGGUCAACAACAACAACAACAGGGUCAAGGACAACAACUACAACAAUAUGGUAAUGUUUUAUCUAACAACCAAUCACAGUUAACAAAUAUAAAUGGUCAACCAACACAAAAUCUCAAUAAUAUGAAUGGUAAUCAUAUUCAACAACAACAACAACUUCAGCAAUCACAACAACAACAAAUUCAACAAUUACAACUUCAACAACUUCAACAACUUCAACAAUUCCAACAAAUGGCUCAACAACAACAACAACAAUUACAAAAUCAACAAAAUCAACAAAAUCAACAAAAUCAACAAAAUCAACCACCAAUAAAUCCACAACAACAACAACAACAAAUCUAUCAACUUCAACAACAACAACAGCAACUUCAACAACAACUCCAACAACAACAUCAACAACAACUCCAACAACAACAACUUCAACAACAACAACAAUCUCAACAACUUCAACAACAAAUUCAACAACAAUUACUUCAACAACAGCAACAGCAACAACCACCUCAACUUCAACAACUUCAACAACAACUCCAACAACAACAGCAACUUCAACAACAGCUUCAACAACAACAACUCCAACAACAACAACUCCAACAAGCUUCUAAUAUGACAGCAGCAGCAACUACAGCAGCAGCUACAGUAUCAGCAGCGGCAGCAGCACUAGAAGAUAAAAAAAAGAGAAAAGGUGAAAGAUUAGAGAAAAGAGAGGCAAAACGUCAAGAAUUAGAUCUUCAACAAAAGAAAAUCAUUGAGGAAGCAUUGAUUGAACGUAAAGUUGCAACUCAACCAGAUUAUAAAACACCAUUUAAAUCACUGCAAGAUGCCAAUGAAAGAUUGGGUUGUUUUAAAGUAUUUUCAAUAUUGGAGCCACAAAGAUUACAAAUCAUUCAAACUGAAGAAGAUGAGAGAAGACCAUUGGAUAGCUUUUUGAAAACAAUGGAAAACUAUUGUACAAAGUUUGAUAAAUACUCUGAAUAUCAAGUUAACAAACCUAAUUAUCAAAAUAAUUAUGAUCAUUUUAUUCUUUGGAAAUGCUUAUCAACUGAAUUGCCUGAAUAUAAAACUCAACAAGCUUUAAAAUCAACUAUAACUUCACCAAUUGCCAAUAGUGUUAAUACUUUAACAACAACAACAACUUCAACAACUACACCAACAUCAACAACUGUACCAACACCAACUGCAAAUACAACUACACCAACAUCAACUAUUGGUGCUGUGAUAAUACCAACUGGUUUAGUAAAUGGUACUACUACAGUAGUUCUAAAUCCACAACAACAGCAACAACAACAAAUUUUAUCACCAAAUAUGUCUAUCGGUACACCAUCAGUGGUAACACCAGUACAAACACCAUCAUUAGUAUCGCCAUUACCUUCGACUUCAACUCCUCAAUUUUUAUCACCUGCCCAAGCAAAUCCAAUUUCAUUGGCAACAAUAAUACCACCCACAACAGCGAUAACAACAACAACAGUACCACCACCACCAACAACCAAUGAAGAGUCUUCAAUAUCUGUAAAUACAUCAGCAACUGCAACAGAAAUAACAGAAACAAAAACAGAAACAAUAUCUACCAAAGAUCCAGAAACAACAACAACAACCACAUCUACCACUGAAUUAGAUGCAGCAACAGUAAAUCCAAUAAUUACACCUGCAACUUCUGAAAUAAUACUAUCAGGAGUUGAAUCAAAAGAAACAACAACAACCACAACCACAACAAGCGAAUCAACAGAUAUUCCAUCAACUUCCACCAUCACUUCUACAUCACCAAAUAAUACAUCAUCAGAAUUGGAAAACUCUUUAGUGUCUGAAGUUAAUAAUAAUAAUACCACUACCAUCACUAAUACCACCUCUGACAAUAUCACAACGACAUCAAUAGCAGUCUCCACACCAAUGGAUGGAAUAGAGUCUAAAGAUUUAAAUAUCACCGCAACAAUAGCUGAAAACGAAAUCUCAACAGCAACAACCACAUUAAUAAAUACUGAAGAAGCAGAAGCAACAACCACCACAUUCACAAAUACAGAGGAAACAACUACUACUACAACAACAAAAGAAAUAGAUCAAAUACCUAUUAAUGGAGAGGUGAUAAAUGGUAAUGAAAUUCCGGGAGAUAAUGUUGCUCAACAAAUGAAAGUUGAUAGUGAUAACACCAAUGAAACUAAUCAAAAAGAAAAUAAUCAAAAUGAUAAUAAUAGUCAAAGUAUAAAUCCAACAACCAGCAAUCAAACUAAUAAAAUUACAAAUGACAAUGUUAAUAAUAGCGAAACAGAUCAAAUUUUAAAUUUUAUACAGGAUAAUAAUAAUAAUAAUAAUAAUAACAAUAAUAAUAAUAAUAAUAAUAAUAAUAGUAAUAGCGAAAAUAAUAAUGAUAACAAUAAUGAUAAUAACAAUCAAGGUUUAAAUAGUUUAAUGAAAAAUGAAAAAGAAAUUGUAAAUAAUAAUAAUGAUAGUAAUAAUAUUGAUAAUACAACAAAUACAAGUAACCAACCUACACUAUCCAAUCAAGAUGAUGAUAAUAAUAAUAAUAAUAAUACGAUCAUUCCUCAAAGUUUAAAUCCCACGAAUAAUACUGAGGUUAUUUAA